Molecule: messenger RNA, 589 nt
Organism: Guyanagaster necrorhizus
Lineage: Eukaryota; Fungi; Basidiomycota; Agaricomycetes; Agaricales; Physalacriaceae
Exons: 1
Coding region: 31-297 (88 amino acids)
Source: RefSeq, a predicted model, not a curated record
UGUCCAUCUGUGCUUCAGUUCGAACAGUCUAUGAUCCCGAGCCUCCGCCUCCUCCUCAUAUCUUUGUUUUACCAACCUUCGCUCUUCUUGUCGUACCCCUCGCCAACUCCCACGCCUACCCCGACCACUACAUUGAUUACCCCCGUCUCCUCUUCCGACGUUCUUUCAAACGUGCCACCACAUCCCUCAAAAGAAAACCAAAAAAGGUCCCACGCCCGGAGGCAGCUUACGGGACAUAUCCCUCUACCACGUAACGCGUUCAUUCUCUUUCGUCGCGACUUUUGUCCGCCAAAAUAAAUUCCUUCCUUCCAUCGAAAAGAAACGACAACAUAUCUCGCAUCGCUGGUUCUCUGUGGAACGAUAUGACCUCUCCGCAACAGCAACCUUGGAACAUGUUAACAGGGCAGGAGAAAACCGAACACGCCCUUCUUUAUCCCGACUACAAGCACGAGCCCAGGAAAAGUCCGAGGGUCGCCAGAAAGAAGGCCCACACGAUGGGGUACGCCGAAUCGGGGCAUCGAGGACGGUCUUCGCGAUCCAGGCAAAACGGCGAGUACCCACCUUUGGCUCCGCACUCGGCCAUCUGUCA